UGAUUUUUAUUAGGGAAUGUCAACAAUGCGAUCGCGAUCCUGCAAUAUUUUACAUAGUUGUCGUGUUUGCUUCGCUGCGACUUCCGGUCGUUCGGGUGUCGGCAUUUCGCGAUGUAAACAUUAUCUAGUUUUAGGAUUCAGCUACAUUUAGGCAAGCUGUCGGGAAUGAAGUGUGCUCAAGGUGCUUUUGUGUUGUUAAAUUCGCUUGAGUGUGCUUACUGGGAUGGCGCAAUUUUCGAAAGACGCGGUAUGGUAUCGUUCGCCUGCGAUACACUUCAGUCGCGUUGGUGGCUGCAUGCGAUUUGACGUAUUCUGCGCGAGUGAUGUCACUUGUCAGCUUAUUUUAUGAAAUGUCAAACGUUUUACAUGUAACGCGCGAGUGAAUGGUAAACAAAUUGACAGUGAAAUUGAUAUCGAUGCUGUGAAAUUAUUUACGAGUGACAUGGACUGUUAUUAUUCUAAAUUUUACCCAAGGCGUAAGUGACAAAUGGAAAGUUUACUACGGUGAUCAAUAAACGCGAUGCAUCCAGCAGGAUACUACGCGAAUCUCGCGAGCGGCGCGCUCGCAGCCGGCACCAUUGCGUCCCCGUGGAGCGCGGCGGCCGGCGCGCCCGACACCAAUGGCUCGGGCGGCGCCGACGCCAAGCACCUCGACGUCGGCGAUGCCAGUGACGAUGAAAAGGAAGGAACGAGUUGAUAGCAAGGUAUAUAAAACUCAGAACAGAAAGACGCGCACGAGAAAAACAAGUCUCAUCCCACAUACAGGUGCUAGCUAGACGGAAACUACGGGAAAUACAGGCCAAACUCAAAGUGCAAUUUUGGCAACCGGGUCUACAAGCUGGACCGUCACAAGACGUGAAGCCGUUCCCUGGCGCGGGCUACAAGGGCGUCCCGGUGGGCGGCGUGGGCGUCCCCACGGGCACGGACGUGGCGCCGCCGCCGCCGUGGGAGGGACGCGCCAUCGCCACGCACAAGCUGCGGCUGGUCGAGUUCUCCGCCUUCGUCGAGCAUCCCAGGGAUCCUGACACGUACCCCAGCUCGGCGCCAGCGCAACAUCUAUUCGUCCACAUAGGUGGCUCAGUAACAUAUGCAGAUCCUUUAUUAGAGUCGGUAGACGUACAACAGAUAAACGAUAAAUUCCCGGAGAAGAAAGGCGGCCUCAAGGAGUUGUAUGAGAAGGGUCCCCGGAACGCGUUCUUCCUGGUGAAGUUCUGGGCAGACCUCAACACGAAUAACCUGGACGACCCGGGGGCCUUCUACGGGGUCACUAGUGUGUACGAAAGCAACGAGAACAUGACAAUAACAUGUAGUACUAAAGUAUGUUCGUUCGGCAAGCAAGUCGUUGAGAAGGUUGAGACGGAAUACGCUCGCUUCGAAGGCGGCCGCUUCGUGUACCGCAUACACCGGUCGCCGAUGUGCGAGUACAUGGUCAACUUCAUACACAAGCUCAAGCAUCUACCAGAGAAGUAUAUGAUGAACAGCGUGUUAGAAAACUUCACUAUAUUACAGGUGGUAUCAAACAGAGACACGCAAGAGACAUUGUUAUGUGCCGCGUUUGUGUUUGAAGUGUCGAACAGUGAGCACGGCGCGCAGCAUCACAUCUACAGGCUCGUCAAAGACUGAAGCGGACAACACGCGGCCCGCGGGCACUGCCGUCACACGCGGGCUACGCGCGGUAGGCAGAGUGAGGCGGGGCAGCAGGCGAAGUGACACUACAUGACAGCGGCGGCCAUCUCGCGCGAGUCCCGCGCCCUCGCAGCUGUGCGUCAAUACACGAUAAGCAACAGUCUUUACAUUCAACAAAAUAUAAAUAUCUGUUAUUAAAACCUAAAAUAGCAAAAUGUGAUCUGAAAAUUACGCUACAAGUAUUUUUGUAACUGAGUGUUUAUUAUACAUAGCUCAAUUUUAAAUAUUAUCUAUCGUAGUUCUGAUCCCAAGAAUCGGCAACAGAUCAUGUAGACCUCUGUCUAUAGUAUUAUAUCUUCGUUUAUUACUUUCGUAAUACUCUUGAUUCUAAAAUGAUAUUGUUUAAGGUUCUAAGAUAAAGAGAGUAACAAUAAUAUUUUACAUAAUUCUCUAAAUACGAAAUAUCGUUCGGUAUACUUCGCGUGUAAAAAUGUCAUAUAAAAAUAUAGAUUUGAAUACACACAGUGCCUCUAUAAUUAUGUUACAUUAACAUAAAUUACUUGAGCAUAUUUAGUCUUUUCACUGCAUUAAAUGUUGAAGAGAAAUUUAGUAGUGUAAUGCGUAUGUGAAAGGAUUAAAACGUUAGUGUAGUAUACCAUGGAAAUAAUAGGUUUAAUAAGUAUAUAUAUAGAGAUAAACACCUAUUCUUUUUCAGAUAAGUACUCGUGGUACAAUUUACAGUCGCUUGGUUUAUUUGUCUUUGAAAACCAGUCCAAUUCCUUCUGUCCUUUAGUGUAGAAAUCUUAUAUUUUCAUAUUUUAAACAACUUGGCAUCUAUUGUUUUCUUUCGAGUAUUUUAUUAUGCUUUAAUUAUUCUUUCAUUUUGCCUUGUUAUUUUUAGGUCUUUUUGAGACAUAGCAUUUUAUCUAGUUUCUACGUACGUUUUGCCAGAUUUGACUUACUAUUGCAGUCUUUGCCACAUUAAAUACUAGGUACUUAGGGUAUGUUAUUGUACCUACAUUGUACAUAUUCUAUUGUUAUGUACGUAAAGUUAAUAGAGUCCAUGUGUUCACACGGUCUGCCAGAUCUUGAAUUGUGUAAUAAAGUGUAUCAUAUAAGAAUGUUGACAAAUCUUGUACGAUCGUGUACCUACAAUAUGUACAUAUCUGACUAUUAGAAACUGAUUUGUUCUUAUAGUGGGGCGCACUCUUCACGCGCCCGAGGCAGCUUUACCCUAAAGACCCUUCCUUAUUCAGAGUUUUCCAUAUUUUCUAUUAUAAAUUGUUACAAAUACUUGUAUAUUUUUCACGAAACUAAUAAAAAGCAAUAAUGGCCGCUUUUGCUUCCAAUUUCAAAGUACAAAUGAGUGUCCACACUACUCAGCAUACUUGCAUGGAUAUGUGUUUGCGUGGCAAUGAUUUGAUCUCUCUUUUAGUCAAAUAUUUUUAGGGUCCUCCCGUCGCGUCGUGUGGCGCGCUCAUUUAAUUUUACACAGUGUUAAGUUUAUGUGCAUUAAAUAGUGUUUAGUUUCAAGACAUGAGGUAGGAAAAUAUUAUCUUAGAUAAUAAAAAUAAGAGAUUUUUGUAUUUAUUUGAUAGAGUUAUAUUAGAUAAAUUGUAAAGUGACUAGCUUUAAGGUUCUUUUUUUAUAUGGCGAUAGUCGUUCAGAACUUAUCAGAAAAGUUGUCACAUAUUUAGUACUUAAGAAAAACUUAAUUUUUGUUGCAACUGUAGUUUUCACUGUCCAAUACUCUGUUGAAAUAUUAUUUGAGAAUAAUAUAACUUUCAUGAUUCUUAUCAAAAUUAUGGCAAGUGUUGUCAUCAAUUUGCAAUACGACGGCGUGUUCAGUAAAGAAAAAGAGAUCUGCCCUGUUGUGAUUUUAUAUUUUAAUGUUAUAUUAUGUACUCAAACGAAUGAGAUUAACUCAAGUUAUUCGGGUCCGUUGCGGCAGCGGCGGACUGGGAUAUAGUUACUAAACUUAAACAUGGAAUUGUUUGAUGCCGAUGGCAAUAUUCAAUAAUAGGUAUCGUUAGGUCGUGUUGUGUAAAUAAAUAUAAUUUUAGCGCAUUUCUUUCAGUUAGUAUUUGUAAGCGGGUUUUGCUUCUAUACAAGUCUUUCAUAUCGACAAUCAGCCAUAUCAAUAUGAAAAUAUAAAAAGAAUUAGUCGGCGGAGUUGGGGAUAAUCAUUUGCAAUCGGCUGCAAUACUCUUCUAUUCUCUAUACAUUGACUUUGUUUUGAUGAUUAUUUACUUUGUUGAUUUCUUUUCAAUCGACAUGGCAAAUGAUUUCUUUCAAUACUAGCCGACAGUGUACAGUAUUUUAAAAAUAAUACUACGUUAAAGAUUUGUAUGAAAAUUUAAUUAUAUUGUCUUCAUAAAA
This is a messenger RNA of Trichoplusia ni (cabbage looper), 4005 nucleotides long. RefSeq names its product protein scalloped-like (gene scalloped). Lineage: Eukaryota; Metazoa; Arthropoda; Insecta; Lepidoptera; Noctuidae. The record is from RefSeq and is a predicted model, not a curated record. Gene Ontology annotation, cellular component: transcription regulator complex. Gene Ontology annotation, molecular function: RNA polymerase II cis-regulatory region sequence-specific DNA binding; DNA-binding transcription factor activity, RNA polymerase II-specific. Gene Ontology annotation, biological process: hippo signaling; regulation of transcription by RNA polymerase II; embryonic organ development.